UGUGUUGUAUAUGAUUUUUAUGUGAAAAUAAAUAAUAAGAAUUAAAAACAAUUUUCUACGAAAAAAAUCCAAAUUUACAAGCGGCUCUUAUUUUCCACUAUCCCAAUAGAAUAUAUCGAAUAAAAUUGUACGUGUACACCACAUUGUGUAAGGACAUUCAAUCACUAUUAACUGGUUUUCUUUCAACUAUAGUCUAAGUUUUCUAAACUAAUAAAUUCGUAUACAAUAUUAAGUAUGUACAUACUUAUAUCCCCUUGAAAAAAAUUAUAUACAUACAUAUGUACAUAUAAAUCAUGUUAUACCAAAAAGCGUUUGUAAAAGUUGCUGCAAAUUAUUCAGUUAACACUGUUAAAAGUAAAUUAUCCCCAUUCAGUUACAAAAUAAAUCGUGAAGUUAGCACAAUCCCCUCGCAAGUGAAGAAAGUAAAAAUGGCAAAAUUAACCGAAAAGGAGCGUGAAGAAGUGCUAGUUCCACUUUUAAAUGAAGGAUGGUCUGUGGUGAAAGAUCGGGACGCGAUUUAUAAAGAAUUUCUAUUUAAAAAUUUUAAUGAGGCAUUUACUUUUAUGUCAGGUAUAGCUCUAAUGGCCGAAAAAAUGGAUCAUCAUCCAGAAUGGUUCAACGUAUACAAUAAGGUUCAAAUAACAAUGUCCACACACGACUGUGGUGGUCUAAGUAUGAAAGAUAUUAAAAUUGCAAACUUUAUGAACCAAAUUGCAAAUAGAUAUCAAUGAGCAUAAAUUAUUAUAUAAAAAAACAAAAUUAUUUCUAAAAACUAUUUGUCAUUGUAUUGAGAUAUUAAAAUUAAUCUUAAAGAACUUUA
Molecule: messenger RNA, 820 nt
Organism: Condylostylus longicornis
Lineage: Eukaryota; Metazoa; Arthropoda; Insecta; Diptera; Dolichopodidae
Gene: Pcd
Product: pterin-4-alpha-carbinolamine dehydratase
Exons: 2
Coding region: 294-731 (145 amino acids)
Biological process (GO): tetrahydrobiopterin biosynthetic process
Molecular function (GO): 4-alpha-hydroxytetrahydrobiopterin dehydratase activity
Source: RefSeq, a predicted model, not a curated record